This is a messenger RNA of Patella vulgata (common limpet), 1659 nucleotides long. RefSeq lists its product as uncharacterized. Lineage: Eukaryota; Metazoa; Mollusca; Gastropoda; Patellidae. The coding region runs from base 12 to 1610 and encodes 532 amino acids. The transcript is spliced from 4 exons. The record is from RefSeq and is a predicted model, not a curated record.
GAUGUGAGAAAAUGUUUGGAGGUAGUGUAAUACUACUGGUACUAUGUACAGUAUCUGUAUAUGGUGAUCAUUGGGAAUCUGUGUUACCAUGGCAAGUGAAAACAACUCUCCUACAACUCUCUGAUCAGUUUAAUAUAGAUUCAGUUAGAGGUGAUCCCAUUGCCAUUUAUCGAGAGGAUUUGGCUAAAGAUUACGUCGCUUACUGGUAUAUUCUCAUCAACCAUGAUGAAUAUCUCAUCCUUUCUUCUGGUCGGGAAACAGGUGACUAUAAACUGGUAAUACAAGGAUCAAGUCCUUCUUUAAUAGAUGAUCUGGACAAGGCAGCCUCAGAGAAGAAAACUAAAUGUGUUAAAUAUUUCAUGAUGACACCAACUCCAGAUGUUAACCUAGCAUGUCAAGACAACAAAGGUCUAAUGAUAUUUGCUGACAACAAAGAUAUCUUGGCCAAAGCAGAUUAUUCAACUCUGUCUAAAUUAUGGGAAAGCCAAAGACGUGAUGUGGAGCGAGAACAUGUCUGGGAGAACUCUUUGUUGAACAAGUUCCAAAACAACACCUACUUCCGGGUUCUUGAACACGGAGACAACCAUAAGAUUGUUGUAGGAGACAGUAAAAAUGUGAAUAUCAUGGUAAUGAACGACGGCACCAUAACCGAAGAUGAGGAACAAGCAAGGCUGUGUCAACUGCUAGGUGUCUGUCACCCAGAAGACAACACCCGUGUAAACCCGCAAAGCUUCCAGCUGACAAAAUACGGACAACUCUUUGUGAACCUCGAUGUACCGAGAAUCCAAAAACCAACACGUGGAUUCUAUCUUACUAUCUCUACUUUCGACAAAGGUGAAACCAAGGGUCAACAAAUAUCCAUUGACUCUAGACGACGAGUCAAGCGACAGGUGACAACGGGGCCAUGGACAGAAUAUUCUAUAGAUGACGAAAUCCUGUUCCCUGAUUAUAGACAGCACGACAUUGAUUGUGAUGUUAAAUGCUGUGCUGUUGGGUGUGGUCCUGUUGCCUGGGCAAUGAUCCUUGGGUAUUAUGAUAGAAGAUCACAUGAUAAACCCAGCACGUAUACUAUCGGUAGUCAGGGACUCUUCCGGUGCAGCCCGGACGCAACCAAUGGUUCAAACAUUUGUAAAGCACCUGCUUAUACAACUGAUCAAGUCAAGCAACUGACUGAAUAUCUGCACGAUGUAAUGGGGACCUUUUGUCUGACUGGACAAGGAGCUACGACACAAGGGGCUAUGCAGAAAUUUGAAGAUUAUUUCAAGCCACGCCAACUUACAGGCAGUCCAAACGUUACUGUGGAAACCAGUGGUAUUGCGAGCUUUGUCGGUAUCUAUGACGACGGAAUUAGAGAUUCCGGUCUUGCGUUCCUUAGAGCUAAGUGGCCUGUUGUUGUGGGUAUACGAGUUGAUGGUAUUUUUUCCCAACAUUUCCCCGUUGCCACUAAAUACCGUAGCCGAUCGAGCAAAGAAUGCAAAAAAAGUCUAUGGGGAAGUACAAAAUGUACGACAAGCACUGAGUACGAAAUGUACCUGCACAUGGGUUGGGGUGGAUCCAAUAAUGGUUGGAGAGCGGCUAAAAUGUUUAUGGCCGCUGUUGCUUGGUAUUAGCACAGUACUUUGAUUUAUUCUCAUUUAUUUCUUCCUGUCCUAAAUUUUG